AUGAAUAAUAUUAACCAAACGAAAAGCCCAAGAGUACCAGAAGAAUUAAGGGUUCUAUUUGGUGAAGUAAACGUAGGAAAAUACUGUAAAAGGCAUAGUGUUUCACCAGAAGAAUUCCAAAAGAUUCGCUGUCAAACCAUUGAGCGAAACAAAGUUCUGCCAAAAAAUGGCCUUGAUAUGUUAAAUGAGUUGAAGGCACGUGAUUCCAUAGAUGAAUUAUUAGGUGGUGGAUUACAACCUGGUGAUAUUACGGAUAUUAGCGGAGAAUCUACUGCUGGAAAAACUCGGCUUUGUUACUCUGCACUAAUAUCAAUAACAUGUUUGAAUAAAGAAAACACAGCCUUGCUCAUUGAUACAAAGAAUGGGUCAUGCGCAAAUUAUAUUAGAACUUUAUUUUUGGAGAGCGAUCAAUUCGCAGAUGCAAGAGAACGAGGAAUGGAUGCUGAUAGCAUAUCUGAUAGAAUCCACAUUCAGAAGGGCUGUAUAUAUGAGGAUGAUCUAUUGAAUGUAAUCGAGGAUCUGAAUCUACAGUUUCAGCAAAAGAUUACCAAUUCGGUUCAAAAUGCUCGUCCAUAUGACCAUAAACCAGUUUUUUCAAUAAAUAAAAAACCAGCUCUCGGCCAAACAUGGACUUACCUUACUGAUAUAACUUUAUUCCUUUCUUUGGGUGACGAUUUAGAUCAACGCGUGUAUAUUAAUCGUCAAGGAUGUGAAAUUCUAGGGGGUUAUACCGAGUUCUUCUCUGAGUUUGCCGCUAUUUAA
Dentiscutata erythropus is the source of this 762-nucleotide messenger RNA. NCBI's taxonomy places the organism in Eukaryota, Fungi, Glomeromycota, Glomeromycetes, Diversisporales, Gigasporaceae. The record is from the annotation of a GenBank genome assembly.